UUCUCAUGUGGAAAGAGGUGCCGUCGGAUUCGGCACCACCCGGCGAUAAGAGCGCUCUCGUUUCGCACGUCACAAUCUUUUCCUUCCAAAAUCAUUAAAGAAACUGUUCAUAAAAUUCCGCUAGAAAUUAAAAUAAUUCGAACCCGUUUCUGUCCGUGUCCAGACCCACUUCCGAGAGACCAAAAUCUCACUUUCUAUCUCUUAUUUUCAAUUUUCAUUUGGCUUCUUCCCCCAAAUCUCAGUGUGCCCACCAACCCCACCCAUCUCAAUUUCACUAUGUUUCGAUAAUGAUGCGUUUUUGAGUUUCCCAUCUCUUUCAAAUGCGAUUCUAACUUCUUCAUCUCCCUCCAAUUGCCUCUGUUUUUCGUUUUCAGAUCGCUUGCUGCUCGAUCCUUUUCUGCAGAUUCAAACCCAUUGUUCUUGAGGUUUUUCGAUUGUGUUCUUGAUUUUUCCUGCUUUGUUGUUUCCGCAUUUUAUGCCCAUUUUGGGAAGGAUCACGUCCCGCUGUUUGUUGUUUUUGGGUAGUUUCUUAUCUGACCACAACGCUUUUACAUUACGAUUCUUCCCUUGGGAUUCCCUCGAAUGCCUGAACUCUGGUAGAUUUUGCUCAGUUCAUCGAUCUCCCUGUUGAUCAAAUCCAAGAAACUGGGUGCUGGAUUGUGUCUUUAAGGAUUUAAGGAUCAACUGGGAAACUGAAACGUCUGCUUUGUAUUUUCGGUUUUUGGGGUCUCAACAGCAAUGCCUCGGUGUAGGGUGGACAAGGAUGAAGGAGAGAAGCACCCUGGUUUGCUCAAACUGAUGCAGAUUCUGUCAUUUUUGGUUGUUUUUGUGGCUGGAGUUGUCAUUGGAUUAGCAACAACUUCACAUAUUAGCAGAUACUUCACCUCACAGACUGAGCUUUAUUCUCUAAUCAAUCAUUUUUCUGUUCCUAAUACUCUGGUGGAAGAGAACUGUAGUGGUUCAGACAUGUGUAAGGGAAGGGAGUGUUCAAGUUUCCAUUUAUUCAUCCAUCCAGAGAAUUUGACCCAUACCAUGUCUGACGAUGAGCUCUUCUGGAGAGCUUCAAUGGUGUCAAAGAAAGAGGAUUACUAUCCCUUCAAAAGGAUACCAAAAGUGGCCUUCAUGUUCUUAACCAGAGGACCACUGCCCAUGCUGCCAUUAUGGGAGAGGUUCUUUUCUGGCCAUGAGAAGCUGUUUUCUAUUUAUGUGCAUGCCCUACCAGGCUACGAGCUAAAUGUGACCAGCAGCUCUGCUUUCUACAGACGCCAAAUUCCCAGCCAGUAUGUUUCUUGGGGCUCAGUAUCACUUGCUGAUGCCGAGAGGCGCCUUCUAGCAAAUGCCCUGCUUGACUUUUCAAAUGAACGUUUUGUUCUGCUUUCUGAGAGCUGUAUCCCAGUGUACAACUUUCAAACAGUCUACAAAUAUCUGAUAAACUCUGCCCACAGUUUUGUAGAAUCAUAUGAUGAACCGACCAGGUACGGGCGUGGUCGCUAUAGUCGCAAAAUGCUUCCAGAUAUUAAGCUCCAGCAUUGGAGGAAAGGGUCCCAGUGGUUUGAAAUCAGCCGUGGUCUAGCCGUUUAUAUUGUUGCAGAUACCAGAUACUACACUCUGUUUAAGAAUUUCUGCAAGCCUGCUUGCUACCCAGAUGAGCACUAUAUCCCUACUUACUUGAACAUGUUUCAUGGUUCUCUGAACUCAAAUCGCACGGUGACAUGGGUCGAUUGGUCGUUGGGAGGCCCGCAUCCUGCAAUGUACGAACCAGCUAACGUCACUGAGAGUUUUAUAGAAUCUAUAAGAAAUAAUGGGACAGAGUGCCUAUAUAAUUCCGAAACGACUACUGUUUGUUACCUCUUUGCUCGAAAGUUCGCUCCAUCUACCCUGGAGACCUUGCUUAACCUGACCUCAUCAGUAAUGAAUUUUUGAACAUUCUAGUUAAAAGCAGACACGUCUGUUGUUCUUUUUCUUUUUAUCUCUUUUGGGUGGGGUGGCGGGAUGGAUCGACCAAGUUCCUAGGCUUUGGUGGCACAUUUUGUUAUAGAUGCCCAUCUACAUUGGUGGAAGAAUGAUUCAGUUUUGGUUCAAAUGUAUAGAUUUUUGUUAAGAGAUUUGAGUUCCCCUUUUGAGAGAUACUCCCGCAAGAAUUGAAUCCUUCAAAGAAGGAAAAAUGUAGUGUAGUAAUUUAUUUUUAUUUUAUUCAUUGCCUAUUUGCUCCA
Messenger RNA from Cucurbita pepo subsp. pepo (vegetable marrow), 2213 nucleotides. RefSeq names its product Core-2/I-branching beta-1,6-N-acetylglucosaminyltransferase family protein. Lineage: Eukaryota; Viridiplantae; Streptophyta; Magnoliopsida; Cucurbitales; Cucurbitaceae. The record is from RefSeq and is a predicted model, not a curated record. Gene Ontology annotation, molecular function: glycosyltransferase activity. Gene Ontology annotation, cellular component: membrane.